This is a messenger RNA of Pomacea canaliculata, 2995 nucleotides long. Its product is annotated as ATPase family AAA domain-containing protein 3-like. Gene Ontology annotation, cellular component: mitochondrion. Gene Ontology annotation, molecular function: ATP hydrolysis activity; zinc ion binding; ATP binding. The transcript has 15 exons. Bases 106 to 1908 code for a protein of 600 amino acids. Gene Ontology annotation, biological process: mitochondrion organization. NCBI's taxonomy places the organism in Eukaryota, Metazoa, Mollusca, Gastropoda, Architaenioglossa, Ampullariidae. The record is from RefSeq and is a predicted model, not a curated record.
CGCAUGCGCUGACUAAAUGACGAAAUACCUUAUUCCGACGAGAACACCACGUGAAAGCGGUACGACAAGGUUACAAGGGUUCACUUACAACUAUUCUUGUAAAACAUGUCGUGGCUAUUUGGAAUCGGUAAAAAAAGUCAGGAUGAUAUACCCAGUAUUCAGUUACCCCAUCCUCCAUCAGGAGGUGGAGGAGACGCAGCUGGAGCGGGGACAGCUUCGAGUGGUGGAGGUGGAGGAGGAUUCUUCGGGGGGAAACAAAUGGAUGCGUAUCACUUCGACUCCGCGGCUUUAGAACGCGCCGCUAAGGCUGCUCGAGAGCUUGAACAAUCAAGAUAUGCCAAGGAAGCAUUGGACCUUACAAAACAACAAGAGGCCUCUAAACAGCUUGAGCUGCAAAAGCAAAUAAAGGAGUAUGAAGCACAUAUGGAACAGUUAAAAGUGGAACAAACAAGAGUACAUCAGGAGGAACGCAGAAAAACCCUUGCAGAAGAGACAAAGCAUCAGAAUCAAAGAGCGCAGUACCAAGAUCAACUAGCACGGAAACGCUAUGAUGAGCAGCUUGCGCAGCAGGCUCGUAUGCAGGAAGAAAAUCUCCGCAAGCAGGAGGAAUCUGUAAGGAAACAAGAGGCAGAGCGAUUAGCCACCAUGGAACGAGAAGCAGCACUCCGUCAUAAGAACGAGGUGAGCAGGCUUGAAGCAAAGUAUCGAGCAAAAGCAAAAGCUGACAGGGAAAAUCAAGAUCUCAUACGGGAAAACAUUAAGCUACAGGCAUCGGAAAAACGAAAGAUGGUGCUUGAAUCAAUUACGACUGUAGGAGGUGUUCUAGGGAGUGGCUUUGAUGCAUUUAUAUCUAACUGGGAUAAAGUAACAGCAACGGCCUUAGGAAUCACUCUGGUAGGUGCGGGUCUGUACUCUUCAAAAUAUGGACUUGGUCUUGCAGCCAAGUUUAUAGAAUCAAGGUUUGGCAAACCCUCCCUUGUCCGAGAGACUUCUCGUUUUACAGCUGUUGGAGCUUUAAAACAUCCUAUUCAGACAAUUAAGAAUAUGCAGCUGAAGCCAGAAGAUACUCUUAAAGGAAUAGUACUUAAGCCUGAACUGGAAGAGAAAUUGAGAGACGUUGCUAUAGCAACAAGGAAUACAAAAAGGAAUAAAAGAUUUUAUCAGAACUUACUGGUGUAUGGGCCACCUGGAACAGGAAAGACUAUGUUUGUGAAGAGCCUAGCCAGGCAUUGUGGAAUGGAUUAUGCUAUCAUGACUGGAGGAGACGUAGUACCUUUGGGAGAGACGGCUGUAACAGCAAUUCAUAAGGUGUUUGACUGGGCACAAACCAGCAGGAAAGGUGUCUUGCUGUUUGUUGAUGAAGCUGAUGCUUUUCUUAGAGACCAUCACAAGGAGCUGAUCAGCGAGAACUUGCGACAUGCCCUCAAUGCAUUCCUUUACAGAACAGGAGAACAAUCUAAGAAGUUUAUGCUUGUGCUGGCCAGCAAUCAGGCUGAGCAGUUUAACUCUGCGAUCAAUGAUCGUUUGGAUAUGAUGAUAAAGUUUGACCAUCCUGGGCUUGAAGAGCGUGAGAGAAUGGUUCGCCAGUACUUUGAGGCAUAUGUUUUAAAACCAGCUUUAGAAAAAAGUUUGAAAGUUGAGCAGUUUGACUAUGGGGCUAAAUGUAAGCAAAUUGCUGCCGUGACAGAGGGAUUUUCAGGACGUGAAAUUUCCAAGAUGGCUUUGGCUUGGCAGGUCCAGGCCUCCAUUUCAGAAGAUGGAACACUAACAGAGAAGAGGGUAGAUGUUAUAGUAUAUGAAGCACUUCAGCAGCACAAGGUAAAGAUGGAAUGGCAUCAAAAAAGAGCGGAAUUACAUAAAAGCAGAAGUGAAGUGGACCCUCUUCCAUCGUCUUUGCCUACACAUUAGAAACUAGAGUGCUUACAGAAAAUGAUAAUCAGAUAGCAAAUGAAGCAUUUAAAGCAGCAUAAGAUAAAGAUGAAAUGACAGCAUCAUGAAAAACCAGCAAAAUGAACAAUAGCAGUCUAUCUGAAGGUCUCUUGAAGGUUAAACAUUUAUUAAUCUCAAGUAUAGAUGCUCAUUUGUUUCUGUUAUGUAAGCAUAUGGAAUAAUACAUAUUAAUCAUUUUUUAUUAUCAUCAGAAGACAGUGUUUUCUUAUUCACAUCCCAUUUCAUUAAUGUUUUUCAUGAUUCAAACAAAGCAUUCAUAAUGUUUGUUACUGAGGCUGCUCUAUGAGUAGAACAGAUUUGAAAAAAGUGUGGACCCAUGUUUGCGAGUCUUAUUUUUAAUGGACUGGCACUUUGGGAAUCAUAUAUAAUACUGUGGUUUACUUUGAUAGAGAUUUGUUUAAAAUGUGCCUCUAUGGUCAUUUUAUUGUUGUUUGAGGAAAACAAAUGCUCUGAGAAAGGUUGAUAGUUUUACACAGCAUUUUUGAUGUUUGUGAUAGUGUGCAAGAGAUAUACAUCUGUAUUGCAGUCAUGUGUAGUUGUUUGUGAAUGUUUUGAGGAUAAAUGCCAUACAUGGACACUUUUUUGGGUGUUCCUUAAGUUUCAGUUUUGAAUUUUUCUAGUUUUAAAAGAGCUAAAAUUUGCUUUGUAAUAGGUAGAUGCUUGUGAAAAUGCAUCAUCCAGUAUAAUCACUAUUGAUCUUAGGUUUUCAAAUUUCCAUUUAAGUAAAACAUAAUACAUAUGAGGAAACGUAGCGUAAACUGUCAUGUGAAAUCAUGUACAUGUUGGGUAAUAUGUAGUCAGACAACUUUUCUUUUUUUUAAUCAAUCUGCAUUUAGCCUUCUUUUGGAUAAUGUUAAAAUCUCCACUGGACUAUGUCCAAACCCUUUUGUUUCAUUGCACAACUGUGAAGAGGCUGUGUAUUAAUCCCAGUUCAUGCAAUCAUGUUUUGAAUUUGCAAGUAGUGUGUUUGUGGGCAUUGAGUGCAUAAAUUGUGACCUAAUCAUGUAUCAUAUACAUCAAUUAUAUGCAAGAUUUCAAACAGCAA